Messenger RNA from Candida tropicalis MYA-3404, 180 nucleotides. RefSeq names its product cytochrome c oxidase subunit VII (gene COX7). The record is from RefSeq and is a predicted model, not a curated record. The transcript has a single exon. NCBI's taxonomy places the organism in Eukaryota, Fungi, Ascomycota, Pichiomycetes, Serinales, Debaryomycetaceae. Bases 1 to 180 code for a protein of 59 amino acids.
AUGAACCCACAAAGAAUUAUUGAAUUACAAAAACAUUACCAAAACACUCCAAAACCAUUAUGGUUGAGAGGAAAACAAUCUGCUUUCUUGGUUUACCCAUUUUACGCUUUAUUCACUGUUGCUACUGUUGUUCCUUUAUACUACACCGGUAGAGCCGUUGCUGGUUUGAAAGACGAAUAA